CAGACUACAACGCCCAGCAUACAGCGCGAUGGCUCACGAACAUCCUUUCGCUUUUCAUUCGUUAGAAAAUCAUAUCAGAGGAACGGUAUAGGCAAAUUUCCAUCCACUGCGUCGCGGGAAAUGUAGUCUUUAGAGUGUACUUCCUUCCGUUGAACGUGGGGGCUGCAUGCGAAUGUUUCCUACAGGAUACCUUCUGUGCCUAAAGCGCUGUUUCAGGAAAGCGCACCACUCCAGGCUGGGAUUUCAAGCUCAAGAAUUACGUUGUACCUUUAAUUAUCCCAUGAAGUACAUCCUGGUAACUGGUGGUGUCAUCUCAGGCAUCGGGAAAGGAAUUAUUGCAAGCAGUAUUGGCACCAUUUUGAAAUCAUGUGGUCUACGAGUUACUGCAAUCAAAAUAGAUCCUUAUAUUAAUAUAGAUGCUGGAACCUUCUCUCCAUAUGAGCAUGGUGAAGUUUUUGUAUUAAAUGAUGGUGGAGAAGUUGACCUAGACUUGGGAAACUAUGAAAGAUUCUUAGAUAUUAACCUUUACAAGGAUAACAACAUCACCACUGGAAAGAUCUAUCAGCAUGUCAUCAAUAAAGAGAGGCAUGGGGAUUACAUGGGAAAAACAGUUCAAGUUGUUCCACAUAUUACGGAUGCUGUUCAAGAAUGGGUAAUGAAUCAGUCAAAAAUUCCUGUGGAUGGUGAUAAGAAAGAACCACAGAUAUGUGUAAUUGAGCUGGGUGGAACUAUUGGAGAUAUUGAAGGAAUGCCCUUCAUAGAAGCUUUCCGACAGUUUCAGUUUAAGGCCAAAAGAGAGAACUUCUGCAAUAUCCAUGUCAGCCUUGUACCACAGCCUAAUGCUACUGGAGAACAGAAAACAAAGCCUACUCAGAAUAGUGUUCGGGCUUUAAGAGGACUUGGUCUUUCUCCUGACUUGAUAGUCUGCAGAAGUACUAAACCUAUAGAAAUGGCUGUGAAAGAAAAGAUCUCCAUGUUUUGCCAUGUGGAACCUGAACAGGUCAUAUUCAUCCAUGAUGUUUCUUCAACUUACCGAGUGCCUAUUCUGCUAGAAGAGCAAGGCAUAAUUAAAUAUUUUAAAGAGAGGUUGAAUUUGCCAAUUGAUGAUCAACCAAGUUGUCUUCUUUUCAAAUGGAAAAAUAUUGCGGAUAGGUAUGAAAGGAUGCUGAAGACAUGUUCUGUAGCUCUGGUUGGCAAGUAUACGAAAUUGAGUGAUUGCUAUACGUCCGUUUUCAAGGCGCUAGAACAUUCAGCUCUAGCAAUUAACCACAGACUCGAUUUAAUGUAUAUAGACUCAACAGACCUUGAAUAUAAUACAGAGAUUGAUAAUCCAGUGAAAUUCCACCAAGCCUGGCAAAAACUAUGCAAAGCAGAUUGCAUAUUAGUUCCGGGAGGUUUUGGACAUAGAGGAACUGAAGGAAAACUUCAAGCCAUUUUAUGGGCAAGAAAAAAGAAAAAGCCUUUUCUUGGAGUUUGCUUGGGAAUGCAACUGGCAGUAGUGGAGUUUGCAAGAAACUGUCUAAACUGGCAAGAUGCAAAUUCUACAGAAUUUGACCCAAACACAAAGAAUCCUGUUCAGGAGUCUGUUAAAGAUGUAAUGUCCAGGAACACAUCUACUCCGUUAACUGAGGUAAUUGACAUGCCCGAACAUAAUCCUGGAGACAUGGGAGGAACAAUGAGACUAGGAAAAAGGAAAACUGUCUUUAAGACAGAGAACUCUGUCUUAAGGAAACUCUAUGGUGAUGUAGUUUUUGUGGAAGAACGGCACAGGCAUCGCUAUGAGGUGAACCCUGAGUUGACUCACUUCUUUGAAGAUAAAGGUUUGAGAUUUGUUGGCCAUGACACUGAAGGGAAAAGAAUGGAGGUCAUUGAACUGAAUGAUCAUCCAUAUUUCAUUGGGGUCCAGUUCCAUCCAGAAUUUUCCUCAAGACCUAUGAAGCCCUCACCCGCCUACCUUGGUCUUUUGCUUGCUGCAACAGGGUCACUCAGUGCAUACUUGCAACAUGGAUGUAAAUUGUCUCCUAGUGACAGCUAUGGCGACCUUAGUGAUGACAGUUUUCCAGAAAAAGAACUUCCUGAAUCAGAAACAAGCUGAACAUUAAUCAGAAGAGGAAGAACAUAGACAAGACAGGUAAACUGGAUCCUUACUUUGAGAUUUCUUCCCAAAGCAAAUACUAUCUGAGAGAUAACAUUUCUCUUCAUUUUUGCUUCAAGUACAAAAGGUUCAGUUGUCUAUUUAUGGGCCAGCUACAGCAGUGUUAUUUAUGUAGAGAAGAUGCUUGCAUGGUAGUAAUUCCUUUUUAAUCCUCCCCCCUUUUUUUGCAAUAUAAAAAAAAUCAAGUGGAAGAAAAGGCAUAAUUGAAAAGGUCAUUCCAAAGGGGGGAAAAACCUAUUAUGUUUUAAAGCCAUCAGAGAAGACUAACAUCAAUGCAGCUGCUUUCCAUAUGUCUUGUGAAGAUCCCCCUGCGUUCCAGACAAUGCUUCUGCUGCCCCAGAGGAAAAUCAAUUCCAUUUAAACAUCUUAGCUCUUUUAAAACUGCAUAAAGGACUGUCUCAUCCUGUCUGAUGAUUUCAGGCAAAUGUUAGCUUUAUGUUAGUGGAAGGAAGGUGUGGGAAUAUUUUGAAUAAAUAUCUAAAUCAUUUGAACUAAUUGAAUCACUUAAGUGACUAACUUAAAAAAUUCAAAAAUGUAACUAUCCAAUAUACAUACAGGAGUACUACAGAUUUUUCUUAGGUCUGUUUUCUUCUUCUUGUUAUUGGGUUGACAGAGACAUUUGGUGCCUUAUCACUCUGUCAUAUUUCUUAAGUGAUGCUGAAUAUGCAUAUUUUUUAUCUUGGUCUCCAUUGUACACAUGAUUGUGCAUGGACUGAAGUAACGUUGAAAGUAUUGGAGUACAGUACCAAGCUAAUAAAUCACAGAGUAGAAGGUUGUAAUGCAGCAUAUUUGCAUAAAAUUUGACCACAUAGAUACAAUAUAUUGAGUUCAUCAUAAAUCUAAUGUGAGGGAUUUGGGAAUAAUAGUUAAAUACACAAACCCAAAUCUCAGUUUCUAUAUCUGUGGUUUUUGUAUCUGUAGCAUGCACAUGUUAGGGAGUUGUGUAAAACCGUAAUCCUAAUUCUUUGUUUUUUCCCUCCUAGUAGAGACUAUUUGCUGCCAUGUGAUCUCAUCUGCACCAACUUGGGACUACUCUAAUUUGUGGCAGAUUCAAGCAGCUACUAGGGAUGUAGUGUCAGAGAAAUGUGGCUGGCCACAUUCCUCUGGCCAUUUCUACAUUCAUUUAUUUUAGGUAGAACAAACACACAUUGUUGUACGCAAUGUUAUAUUUUUCUUAAGUGUGUUUGCUUCAGUAGAGUAGCAGUAUCACUAUCAUUAGCAACAGAGGAUCCCUUUUGCACAGCUUCUUUUGAGAGUCCUUUUGAGGUGAGUAGAUACCUGACCAACCUGAUGGCAUGCUUAUUAUUGCACUUUCUUAGAGGGAGAAAGGGUCUUUAUGGAAUAAGAAGCUGUGUGUUUUAAUAUCCUUUGUUGUGAGAUAACCUGCAGGAAAGUAUCCUGUUGUUCUAGUGCUGUAUUUUUAAAAAGUGAUUUCCCACCUUAAAUAAAAUCCUAUGCUUUAGGAUGAUCUUUUACAAACUGCAUUAGAAAAACACUAGUUUCCUAAUGUUCAGGUCAAUAUAACAUAUUAAAAGAAAUCUGGGGGAAAAGUAACUUCUUCUUGUAUGCUCAUUUUUAAAUGCCUUAAAAGUUUAUAAGAGUUGAUGCUGCUAGAUGACUGAGUCUCAGUUAUCUUACAUUGAUUGUUGUCAUCUAAAACAUGUUAGAUUUUCAUGAAGACUUUCUGUAAGUUUAAAUUGAAUUUUGAAAUUUAUUAAAAAUGCUAAAUGAA
This is a messenger RNA of Rhineura floridana, 3887 nucleotides long. It is a transcript of the gene CTPS2, whose product is annotated as CTP synthase 2. Lineage: Eukaryota; Metazoa; Chordata; Lepidosauria; Squamata; Rhineuridae. The transcript has 19 exons. The record is from RefSeq and is a predicted model, not a curated record. Gene Ontology annotation, cellular component: cytoplasm; cytoophidium. Gene Ontology annotation, molecular function: identical protein binding; CTP synthase activity. The coding region runs from base 167 to 2095 and encodes 642 amino acids. Gene Ontology annotation, biological process: CTP biosynthetic process; pyrimidine nucleobase biosynthetic process.